Messenger RNA from Vicia villosa (hairy vetch), 1351 nucleotides. RefSeq names its product dof zinc finger protein DOF3.4-like. Bases 432 to 1112 code for a protein of 226 amino acids. Gene Ontology annotation, molecular function: DNA binding; DNA-binding transcription factor activity. The record is from RefSeq and is a predicted model, not a curated record. The transcript has a single exon. NCBI's taxonomy places the organism in Eukaryota, Viridiplantae, Streptophyta, Magnoliopsida, Fabales, Fabaceae. Gene Ontology annotation, biological process: regulation of DNA-templated transcription.
ACUAACAAUGACAUUUCAUAUGAUUUUUUUACAGGAAGUGUGUAUUGUUUGUUGCAUGUGGUUUUGAAUGAAAUAUGUUGGCCUAAUUAGAGGAAAAAAUAGAGCAAGGUGAAAAGAAUUUGAAUGUCGUGCUUAACAGAACACUGUACUAAAGCUGAAUCCAUUCUGUCUGAUAUAAGCAUCAGAAUAUGUUUCUGUUUUCACCAUACACACAAUAUUCUCUCUCACUCUCUCGUCUCAUUCACUCACUCUCUCUAUCACUUCACUUCUUUUCUUUUUUCCCAUAAAAACCACACCACACCCCACCAUAACCCCACACACACUCAUCACGCUUCUUCUCCUUCCAUUUCCAUUUCUCAAAUACCCCACUUUCAUUCCUUGCGUUUUACUCUUAACUUCUCAUUCUUCAACAUUCUCUUCUAAACUCAACAAUGCCGUCAUCGGACUCUGGUGAGAGCCGCCGAUCAAUCAAACCACAGAACCGUCCCGGAGCACCUGCACCGGAGCAAGAGAAUCUCCCAUGUCCUAGAUGUGAUUCAACCAACACCAAGUUUUGCUACUACAACAACUACAACUACUCUCAGCCUCGUCAUUUCUGCAAAGCUUGCCGUAGGUACUGGACUCACGGCGGCACUCUCCGUGACAUCCCCGUCGGAGGCGGCACCAGAAAAAACGCAAAACGCUCCCGCACUCAUCAUGUUGCUGUUACUUCCUCUUCUUCAUCUUCCGCCGUCACAUCAGCACCGGAGCAUAGCUAUCAUUCAAUGGUGGGCCCCUCUUUUCCAUAUGGUGGUGUUGACGGUGAGGGAAAACAGAAUAUGAGUGUUUGCGGGAGUUUCACUUCAUUGUUGAACAACAACAACACUCAAAAUUCUGGGUUUCUGGCAUUAGGUGGGUUUGGGCUUGGGCUUGGAGAUAUGGGGUUUGGGAUAGGGAGAGGGGAAUGGAGUUUUCCUGGAAUGAUGGAUGGAUCAAACAUUGGUGUGCCGGUUGUGUCUUCUGGUAUCGGAAACUCGUGGCAGUUAGAAGGUGCAGAAAAUGGUUUUGUUGGCGGUGAUUGUUUCUCUUGGCCUGGACUUGCAAUUACUACACCAGGAAAUGGUCUCAAAUGAAUUCUUUUUGUUCUACAUUUCUUUUGGUUCCAAAGGAGGGUGUUCUGUUAGUUCAAUCAAGUUUAGUUUUUUUUUUUCUUCUUUCUGGUAUGUGGCGUGUGUAUGAGGAUUUGGGUAUGGGUAUAAUCAUCAUCAUCAUAGAUAGUACACCAGUGACUUUUAUUUUUUGUUUAUGUUUCUUUGGAAAUCCUUUGUCAUGUCUAUGUUCCUGGAUUAAUUAAUGGUGUUUUAUGACUCAA